AUGGAACUUUUCGAUAGCUUCAAAGACGGUCGUGAUCCACGCAUGAUUACAACGAGCAUCGCUGCCGCUACAGCACUGGCCCUAUAUGGCGUGUACUAUUGCACGAGAGCUUUUGCCGCACAAACUCGCGGGAAGCCUAUCAAUGAAAUCCCAGCUGUAGACGGUGCCAUUCCAUACUUUGGUCAUAUGUUUCAAAUCCCCAAGGAACUGCCCAUGUUGAAAUUUCACGAAUGGCAUCAGAGAUAUGGCUCUAUAUUCCGGAUGAACUUGGGAGUCAAGCCAUGGAUAGUAAUAGGAAAUCGUCACAUCGCACACGACAUUCUCAAAAUCAAUGAUGAUGUGACCUCUGGUCGUCCGUAUCAUCACUAUCUGUCACAUUAUCAUAUGAUUAACAGAGGAGGUGUUUCUUUCAGAAAUCCUGAUGAACGAUGGAGAAGAUACCGCGCAAUCGCGCAAACGAUUUUACGACCACAAAACGUCGCUGCCAUGACGCAGACAAUCGAGUUUGAGGCUUGUAGAGUGAGCGAUUUAUUGCUCAAGGGUACAACAGCAGCAGGAGUCAAUACUGUCAAGUAUAUGCAACUUCUUACACAAAAUGUGAUCACGAAUGCUCUAUUCGGGAUUACGAUGGAAUCAUUGGAUGAUCCGCUAUACAAAUGCGUCAUUGGUCUUGUAGACAAGUCGAUCAAGUGGGCUGGUCCUUUGGAAGAUAUAUACACCUUUUUACCUAUACUUGCCCAGAUUAUGGAUAUCUUUACGAGCAAUCAGAAAAAGAUGGCAGAGCUAAUAGAGAACAAGCGGAACCCAGUCUAUCGUCGGUUGAUACAGCAAGCGCUCGAACAUGGCAGACCGUGUCUCGUAAAGGAUAUGUAUAUCAACAAUGAGCAAUACGAGUUCGAUGACGAUGACAUCUUGGUCUUUGUAUCGAACAUGGUGAACGCAGGUACUGAGACUGUCGCAAUGGCUCUUUCUUGGACGGUUCUUAUAUUAUCUCGAUACAAGGAUGUACAGAAAAGACUCCAGCAAGAAGUUGAUGCAUUUAUUGCACAGUACAACAGAAUGCCGGUUUACGAAGAUAGGGAGAAUUUGCCACUAUUGAUUUCCGUCCAAAAAGAAUGUCUACGCUUCAGACCCCCAAUGCAUUUUGCGCUUCCACGAGAAACUACUGAAGAUCUUGAGUAUAAGGGCUAUCAUAUUCCUAAAUCAACAGUGUUGCUCGCCAAUACGUUCACGAUGAAUUUUAGCGAAGAAUACUAUGACGAGCCGGAAAAGUUUAUAGCAGACCGAUUCUUGAAGGACCAGAGACCUUUCGCUGUUUCAGCUAGCGCAAGCCCUGAAAAGAAACGCGACCAGUUUGUCUUUGGUUGGGGAAGACGGCUCUGCCCAGGAGCACAUUUGGCUGACGUCGAAUACUUUGCGAUGAUGGUUCGCAUUCUAGCUACUAUAAACAUUGAGCCACCAUUAGAUGAUAAAGGUGAACCGGUGCAUGGAGAUCUAAACGCUUUUCGCGAUGCAGGUCUUGUUGUUGCUCCUCUAGAGUCACAGCUUCGAUUUAUCCAACGACCCGAUAAGCUUAUUUAACAAAACUACUUGUAAUAAAUCAGUGGGUGACAAUGAAGAUAGUGGGGAACGCUAAUACACCCUAUUGCUUUCAAUAAAGCUGUAUGCAUAAAUUAAUCGGAAGUAGUCAAGAUACUCUAAAGCUUCACUCUCGAUAGUUUCGAACAUAAGAUUGCCCUUUCAACCUUAAGUGCUAUAGCCAUAGUAUUCCCAAAUGUGCUAAUUUACUAAAUGGACUAAACGGUGACCAUGGCAACGCAUCAUAGUAGUACGAAG
Messenger RNA from Zychaea mexicana, 1836 nucleotides. RefSeq names its product cytochrome P450. Gene Ontology annotation, molecular function: iron ion binding; heme binding; oxidoreductase activity, acting on paired donors, with incorporation or reduction of molecular oxygen. The transcript has 10 exons. Bases 1 to 1581 code for a protein of 526 amino acids. Lineage: Eukaryota; Fungi; Mucoromycota; Mucoromycetes; Mucorales; Lichtheimiaceae. The record is from RefSeq and is a predicted model, not a curated record.